ACACAGUUGACGUCUGCUCUUUCUCCUUCAUUUCAAAUUUUGGUCAGAUCAGGGUGGCAUCUAAAGGCGAGCAAACGAACAGUGGACUGCAAGCAGUGGCUCAACUAACCUUUACCUCUGAACUAAUGCCACGCAUGGGCAACUCUCGCCUUGACCAAUGUCUUGCAGCAGCGUGUAAUCGCAUAUAGCCCCAGCACUGAUCAGUGACUUUCCAGAGUAUUGCAUCGAGCCACAGCUACACAUAAUAAUUGUAGGCUGACAGCGUCGUGCUAGUCAUCAUGGUUCAUGGAACGAACAGAUCAACGAGUUGGACGGACGAUCUGCCCAAGUGCAACAUGACCGGUUCCGCAAUGGCCCGUAAUGGCCGCUACAAGCCGGAUGGAAAGGUCAACUUUGAACACGACUUCGAGGACCGACAUCUCAGCGUGCGCUACGAUGCUGGAGGUGUGUCAGCCAGUGGUUCAUUCCUGUACGGUGUGUUCGACGGCCAUGACGGAAGUGCCCGUGCAUCAGAAUAUGCACAGGACAAAUUCCCCGCCGACUUGCUCUAUGAUCGACUCGAGAAAGCACACACCGAGAAGCAGCUUUGCGAGGCUCUGCGACAAUCAUUUCUUGCCGUCGAGGGAGGGUUCUUCGCCAGUUUGGAUGCUACGCUGGCAAGACGUGCUCAGAUACGAGGACAGCUUCCUCCGGGUCUGAACGACUAUCAGUUGUAUGAGAAAGUCCCCGGCCUAGUGACAGAGUUGCAGUCGCUGAAUGAGGCCAUCACAGGAGGCACCACCGCUGCGCUGGCUCUCAUCCACCAGAACUCGCUGUUCACGGCCAAUGUCGGUGAUAGCAGGGUCGUCUUGGCAACCUGCGCCAACUCUGUGCUGCCCAUGAUCAGCCAUGUCUCUGGCGGACUUGCUCCGGCCCAAGACCUAGUUGAAGCUCAUCUGCUGACUGUCGACCAUGACUGCAACAACGAUGCUGAAUUGGAGCGUCUUUCCUCCAUUGGCUUGGAUCGUGACCGAAUACGCCGGAACAAACGCGUAGGCAGCCAUGAGAACACGCGCAGCAUUGGCGACUACUCAAUGAAAGGCGGCUACAAGGAGUUCGAGGAGAUCCGGCAAGCGGUCAGCGAGCCCCUGGUAGCGGAGCCAUUCAUCCAGCGUGCCCUGCCCAUACAGAAUAACUGGCUGUUCAUGUUCCUGAUGUCCGAUGGCGUCUACAAGGCGGUGGAGGAAUCCCACGGUCUUCCGUCGCACAUGGCCAACGUCUACAUCGCGCAGAUCAUCUCUCACCUGCUGAUGAGCUCGGCGUCGAUUCAAGCGGCCACCGAGGGCGCUCUGAACUACAUCCUCACCGACCACCUCAAGGCGUUCCUGUCCGGCGAUCAGGAGAAGGCGAUCCGGUGUCGCAAGCGCGACGACUGCACGCUAGUAGUGCGCUGUUUCCAUCACGCCGUUCCGCUGCAGCCCCCACUGGCCGCCGCGCCAGCUAAACCUCCGGUGUACGAGUGCGUCGGUGCGUCGCCCACGAGUACGAGCAGUGCCGGAGGCGAGAACAAGCUGUCCAUCGACACGUCCGGCACUCCAAAGCACCCGGCCGUUGCCACCGCGUCGGCCAGUACGUUCUACACGCCCACCGGGAGUCCGCUACCGCUAGCGUCCGGUGGCCUCAAGCUCUCCAGCAGCGCAACGAGCGGAGAGUACGCGUUCAAGCGUCUCGGCGAGCCGCUUUCAUCGGCCUCCUCCGGCGACAAGACGCCGUUCUUUGCACAGACGUCACAGGGCAGCUCGCAGCAAAAUCCAUUCGUUCCACAAACCAGCGGCGGCGACUUGACUUCGAUCGGCGCGAGCGCGGUCGUUUCCGGCACUACACCCGUGUCGGCGGCGUCUAGCUCUCCGCACUCUCGAGACGGCUCCUUUACCGACCGUCCUGAUCGUGCUGCUGGUCUGUCGUUAUCGUCGUUUUCGAGCGGUUCCAACACCGACCCGUCCCCUACUCAGACCUCUCCUCGUUCGCAGCAGCCGCCGCAGCAGCAGCAGCCACCGUUUGAUCCGUCCAAGUGUCCCCCGGACAUGGUACUACCGCACGCUGGUUUCAGCGUGCCCGCCAACUUUCCAGACCACUUCCCGCCGGAGCUGGACUUUUAGUUCUACCCAGAGUGCUGGGUUUCUUGUCCGCUUUUGCUGUGCAACCGGAAAACAGUGCUGACGGUUCGUGUCUGGGUAUGUGUGUGUACGUGCAUAUUAUAUCAUUAUGUGUGUGUGUGUGUGUGUGUGUGUGUGUGUGUGUGUGUGUGUGUGUGUGUGUGUGUGUGUGUGUGUACAUGCGUGUGUGUGUGUGUGUGUGUGUGUGUGUGUGUGUGUGUGUGUGUGUGUGUGUGUGUGUGUGUGUGUGUGCAUGUGUGUGCGUGUGUCCUGGAAAUCUUGCCAUUGAUAUGGAGGCGCUUCCUCAAUUCGAUGGUAGCGUAUAGGUGACUUUUGUGGUGUGUCUUAUUUUGCUUUGUGUGUGUGUGUGUGCGCGCACGCGCGCGCGCGUGUGUGUGUGUAUGCUGCCAUCAUCUCCGGAUUGGGCAUACUGUACUGUAUUGUGUUGUUUAUGUGUAUACUGCUGAAACUAUUCUUAGUCUGUCUUUUUGUAGUGACUUGUAUACCUAAAGACCUAAAAAAUAUAGAGAAAACAUAAAACACAUGCUAUUUUCAAACUGUUGCUCAUGUUUUUUAUGCCCUUUCUAGUAUGUUUCCAGUUAAUCAUUGUGUGGUUGUACUUCAAGUAAUUGUUGUACUUUGGGAAGUGCAAUUAAAUGUAUCUGACAGUGUCGGAGCUUGACGCCUUCGCUGUUUUUUCAUAAUUAUUGAAUGUGCUGCUAUGCUAAGUCAGCAUUCAAUGCAGUGCUCCUUUUUACUGUGGCUGCUCUGCGUAUCAUGGACGGUUUAGUGCUUCUAAGUUCUCGGUCUCUUUUCGUUGAGCUGUUUUUGUUUUGUUUGUAUGGUCCCUGAACUUCACUGCAAGCUGCUUGCACAAGUUCACCGCAGACUUUUUUUCGUUCUGUGUUCCCGCUGUGUCCGCGUUGCGAGUAUGCUGUGCCCUUUUGUUUGCGGCUGUCUGUUGGAAUUGCUGAACUAACAGGUAGCUGCUGCGCUGCACUAAUAACGUUAUCCAUUUUAUGUUCAUUGGUUAUUUUCAACAUUAUCUUUGGUGUGUCGUCUA
Messenger RNA from Sycon ciliatum, 3198 nucleotides. Its product is annotated as TGF-beta-activated kinase 1 and MAP3K7-binding protein 1-like. The transcript has 6 exons. The record is from RefSeq and is a predicted model, not a curated record. Lineage: Eukaryota; Metazoa; Porifera; Calcarea; Leucosolenida; Sycettidae. Gene Ontology annotation, molecular function: protein serine/threonine phosphatase activity. Gene Ontology annotation, biological process: protein dephosphorylation. The coding region runs from base 279 to 2138 and encodes 619 amino acids.